Molecule: messenger RNA, 1849 nt
Organism: Oryza brachyantha (malo sina)
Lineage: Eukaryota; Viridiplantae; Streptophyta; Magnoliopsida; Poales; Poaceae
Product: cytochrome P450 72A15-like
Exons: 4
Coding region: 74-1684 (536 amino acids)
Molecular function (GO): monooxygenase activity; oxidoreductase activity, acting on paired donors, with incorporation or reduction of molecular oxygen; heme binding
Source: RefSeq, a predicted model, not a curated record
ACACCUGUAUCGAACUUCUUCUCAGUCCACUCAUGACUCACCUGCACUCAGCCACUCACAGCUUCUUCACAAGAUGAUCACUCUAGCAAUGGUUCUUGGAGGGCUGACGAGUCCAGCCUCCGUGCCAUGGAGCCUCCUGGCGCGCGGGUUUCUCGGCCUGCUGCUCCUAUGGCAGGCCGUCCGCCUGCUGCACCGGCUGUGGUGGCGGCCGCGGCGGAUCGAGCUGGCGUUGCGCGCGCAGGGCGUCCGCGGCACGCGCUACCGCUUCCUCACCGGCGACCUCGGGGAGCACGGGCGUCUGAACAGGGAGGCCUGGGCGAGGCCGCUGCCGCUGCCGCUGCGGUGCCACCACAUCGCGCCGCGCGUCGCGCCGUUCCUGCACAACGCGAGCAGGGAGCACGGCAGGACGUUCCUCUCCUGGUUCGGCCCGAACCCCAAGGUGACCUUCGUCGACCCGGCGGUGGCCAGGGACGUGCUGUCCAACAAGUUCGGCCACUUCGAGAAGUUCAAGUUCCAGGGUUUGACGAAGGUGAUCUCCGACGGACUCGCCAGCCACGAGGGCGAGAGGUGGGCCAAGCACAGGAGGAUCCUCAACCCAGCCUUUCAUGUCGAGAAGCUCAAGCGCAUGCUGCCCGCGUUUUCUGCGUGCUGCGAAGAGCUGAUCAGCAGGUGGAUGGAAUCCGUUGGUUCUGGCGGUUCGUACGAGGUGGAUGUUUGGCCGGAGAUGCAGAGCCUCACCGGAGAUGUCAUUUCUCGCACCGCAUUCGGAAGUAGCUACCUUGAAGGAAGAAGGAUCUUCCAGCUGCAGGCAGAGCAAGCGGAUCGCGUCAUGAAAUGCAUCCAGAAGACUGUCAUUCCUGGCUACAUGUCCUUGCCUACUAAAAACAACCGGAGGAUGAAACACAUAAAGAAAGAGAUCGAUUCCAUUCUACGAGGUCUAAUUGACAAAAGAAUGCAAGCUCUGAAAGAAGGUGAGAGCACCAAAGAUGAUCUACUGGGCCUGCUGCUCGAGUCAAACAUGAGGCAAAUGGAAAUGGCAGAGGACGGUCAGUCAAGCCAGGGGCUGACGAUCGAGGAGGUCAUCGAGGAGUGCAAGCUGUUCUACUUCGCAGGAAUGGAGACAACGUCAGUGCUACUUACCUGGACCAUGCUGCUACUCAGCAUGCACCCAGAGUGGCAGGACCGUGCAAGGGAGGAGAUCCUAGGACUGUUUGGGAAAAACAAACCUGAAUACGAAGGCCUGAAUCGCCUCAAAAUCGUGACGAUGAUACUCUACGAGGUUCUUCGGCUGUAUCCACCGGCCGUCACCUUCACUCGGCAAACAUACAAGCAGAUGGAGAUCGGAGGCGUCACCUACCCCGCCGGCGUGAUGAUCGAGCUCCCCGUGUUGCUCAUCCACGGUGACCCCAGCAUCUGGGGGAGCGACGUGCACGACUUCAAACCGGAGAGGUUUGCGGAAGGGAUCUCCAGGGCAUCCAAGGAUCCCGGUGCGUUCCUCCCGUUCGGCUGGGGGCCGCGGAUCUGCAUCGGUCAGAACUUCGCGCUGCUUGAGGCGAAGAUGGCGCUGUGCAUGAUCCUUCAGCGCUUGGAGCUCGAGCUCGCGCCGUCGUACACUCACGCGCCACAGAGUGUUCUAACUUUGCGCCCGAUCCAUGGUGCGCAGGUUAAGCUUAGAGCUAUAUGAUCAUUUUGACCAGGCAGGCAGAGAGUCAUGCGCUAAUUUCGCUGAGAUUGUUGGAUGCGAGUUGUGAUAUUUGUACCUUUUGAAUAAAUUGGGAGUUAUUAUAGAAGUUCUUUUGUCGAGCAUACAAUUUUUGAUACAUUGGAUUACUUCCAAAAUAGAAAUUGG